This is a messenger RNA of Syngnathus typhle (broad-nosed pipefish), 10068 nucleotides long. It is a transcript of the gene mapkbp1, whose product is annotated as mitogen-activated protein kinase binding protein 1. NCBI's taxonomy places the organism in Eukaryota, Metazoa, Chordata, Actinopteri, Syngnathiformes, Syngnathidae. Bases 5721 to 9806 code for a protein of 1361 amino acids. Gene Ontology annotation, molecular function: protein binding. The transcript has 27 exons. The record is from RefSeq and is a predicted model, not a curated record.
UACCGGCAAGGGUGGGGGCCAGCAGGACGUGCGGGCCUGGCCAGAUUGUGACGUCAACAUUGAUACAAUGUUGAGGAGAAGUGAGAGAAGAGAGGGGGGCUAACUUGUAAAUAGUGAUGAGAUAAUUGCUCAAUUGAUGGGGGUUAAUAAUUAUCCAAAUUUUAGUCACAUGUUUUGAGGGACCACAGCAACAACAUUGUAUUUGCAGGCCAUUAAUUUAGUUGGUGAUGACAGUGUUUAGAUAAGUAGAUUGUUUUAUCAAAAAAUGUGAGAGUGAAGGAGGAGGUUUGAUUUGUAAUCUGGCAUUUGGGUGCCACUUUUAAGAGUCUGUGCAGGAGCAUAGAUUGUUUUGGUUGUUUUUAAAGAUAUAUUUAACAGUUUAUUUCGGUGCAGUAAGGAUAUAGCAGUUUUGAGAGACUUAAAAUCGAAAGCAAAAUUACAUUUUAAUUUUGACAUAUGGCAGCUAACAUGAGGAUGGCAAAUAAAUAAAUGAAUAAAUACUAGCUCAAAUGUGGCAUGUGUUUUAAAUUGGGCGAUAAGGCAUUCACUUUCGAGCACUAUCAUUUAGCGCUGCUGACAACAAUAACUUAUGAGAUGGUAAAUCAAGGAGGAAUGUCAUAGUUGGAACACAGGCGCUGUAUGACCUAUAGAUUGAACAAUAACAUUCACCGCAUAUGUUGUGAAUUGUUAAAUUAUAUUACAGUUUAUUACAAAAGAUUUCGGAACUUUAUUUGAUGAUAAACACUGGAACGAGGAUUUUAGCCGUGUUAAUGGGUAGGGUGGAUGGAUUGCUCAGAAGAAAAAAGCAUUUGAUAAGGGCGGCUUGAUAGUAAGAUGAUGAGUGUGCGCAACUGAUAGGAUACAAAAUGUUAAUAGGAAGAUUUGGGGUGUAAGGAACAAAUACUACACAGGAAGACUGAUAACACAAAGAUAGUUUUGUUAAAUUUGUGUCCCAGUGUGUUCUUCCCUAGCGCGUGGCACGAUUCCUGAACUGAGUCCUCUUACUCCACUGGCUGUCUCAAAAUCAACAGAGGACUGUCCCUGGUCAUGAGACACCUUUGACCUUUGGGAGAACAACAGAAACUGCUAUCAUGCUUGAAGGGGGCAAGCACAGCUUUUCACAGGACAAGAACCAUACAGUUGGUGGAAUACACACAGUUGCAGAUCAGAAAAGAAAAUGGACUGAAAGAACAAAGACAAGAUGGACGCAUUUGAGAGUGGCGGACGAUCCAGCCCUGAAUCAUCAUCAUGAGAAUCUAAGAGGAGAGGCUGCUAAAGACUUGCAUGAGUCACAUGAAGUCAAACUGGACACAUUGCUAAAGACUGCUGAAGCAUUACAAAGUUGGUGGAGUGUGGGACAAAAGGGAUGGAAGUGUGUUUGGGUGCUGGGGCGGACAUAUCUGAGGAGUUUUGAUAAAAGAGGGAAUAAUAAGGCUGCUUAUUGACACUGAAACGGGGAUAACAACAAAAUACAUAGAUAUGGACAGCGAAGAUGCACUAAUAAUAACAAAUCAUACGACAGCGUGAUCAGAAACUUUGCAAAGUGGAUAUUGAUCGAUAGAAAUUAAAUUUAUCAAAACGACAGAAUUUAAUUAUACAUCAAUUGCGACUGAUUUAUAGGAUGCAUAUUUUUGCUUGAAGGGGUGAGGGGCCAUAAGAAAGUUGGAAUUUUGGAUAGUCAGCAAAAUAGUAAUACAGGGCACUGCUUAACUAAAAAGGAUACAGUUGGGUUUUAAAUAAAUACAGUAACAUGACCCUUGCGACAAUUGAUUUAAAUGACACUUUAUGAUAGGCAUUUAUGGUUAGGGUUAACAAUCCAUCCAUCCAUCCAUCCAUUACUGGUGCGGCUUGUCCUUACGAGGGUCACGGAGGAUUCACAAUAAUAAUUAGCAUUUGUAAUUUCUCGAGAAAUUGUGUGUGAAGGCGAAGAGGCUGAAUACAAAUUCGGGGAAUGCUACAAGAUUAUGUUUAAAUUUAGAACGUGUUGAAUUGGUCAGAAAAUCGAUGAAAAUACCGAAAGAAUUUUGUAAAAUUGGGCGUGAAUUUUAAAGUUGAAAAUUUGAAAUUUUUCACAAGUGGGAAGUUUUGGAAUAGGUAGGCAUAAGAUGAAUAGUUAAAAGAAAUUGAAAAGGGUUGAGUCAGUGAAAAAAUAAUUAGAAAUUAGAAGGGAAAAAGGAAAUUUUGCAAAAUGUUGCCGCAAUGUUGAAAGUGGAAAUGGGAAAUUUUAAGCUAGAAAGUGAGAGAAGGUGAAUUGGAAAGUGAAAGAAGGUUAAUUGGAGGAAUUAUGUGGAAGAAAAUGAGAAAUAUUGAAUGUGCCAUGAAGAAUGAAUGGUGAAAUAUUGGCUUAAAAUUUAUAAAUUUCUCGAAAAUCGUAAAUAUUUAGAAUAUUUGGCAUGAAUAUUUGGAAUGUGUUAAAAGUGGAAUGAAGUGAAUAAGACAAUUUAAAGUGCAGGAACAAUAAGUGUGAGGUGCACAAUGAUGAUCAUGACAGCAAAAAUAUUCCUAAUUGGUUUUGAUAGGUAGAAAGGGGGAGCGUGGAAGGUUUUCACACUUUGUGAUAUAGCGUGACUCCAUUAUCAAAAGUAAGCAUUUAAUUUUAAGAAUUAGCAUCAACAAAAAUGAGAACGAUAAUCUUCAAAGUGAUAGCGUAAGUGGCAGGAGGAAGCUGUGUAUAUUGUUUUUAAACAUUAUUUUUGGUAUCAUUAUUUUUUAGGAGGGUCAGUUAUGCUUGUGAGAAGAUGACUGAGGGAACAAGGUAACAGUAAAAGGGAGUGCUCUAUAAAUUGUUGGUUCUUUGCCAGAGGUAGUUAUUUGGAGGGAUGAAUUAAAACGGAUAGCCAAAUGGAACUGUUUAGUGGAAGAAAUAUGGGAGUGUGGAAAUAUUGAAGUUACAGCUCAACACAAAGUGUCAAAUAGUCUAAGUGAGAGAUGUGAGCAAACUAAAUGGGGAGUUAAAUCAUGUUCCAGCAUUAUGCAUAUUGGCAAACGAUGAGAGGACAGGAAACCAGACAAUUAGAUAUUAACUUUGGAUUUAAAAUAAAAAAGGGAAAUUUUAAUUGAGGAGAAAAUUUUGCGUAGGGACGGUUGUUUUUUAUAAUUUAAUAUUGUAUGUUUUUGUGUGUGUUGUGGAAUGACAGUUUGUUUGUAAUGGUGUAUGAAUGUCAAGUCUGUGCUUGUGGUGUGGUGUUUGUGUAUUGUGAAUGGUUGACAUGAUUCAAAGUUGGGGUGAUGUGAUCACAGCAGAGGAUAACACUCCUCUCACCUGAAAAAUAUAAAGAUACUACAGAUUUGAAAAAGCACGAUUGAUCAGGACUAAUUUUGGACUAAAUAUGGGUUUAGGAUUACUCAGGGGCACCAUCGACAACAAAACAGUGUGAUGGAGAAGGCCCAUUUCAGUAAUAUGGUUAGACAAGACAGAAUUAGUAUCGAACAUUAAGACUUUGGACGAUUUGACGUGUGACGACUUUGAGCUCACCCGACGGGGUGACGGACUAGGUGGACAGUGACCAAAUGUUUGACGCUUGAGCUUGCUUGCGAAAAGUGCACGCUCUGCUUUGUUAUUCUGUGUGACUUAAUUUUUUGCAGCAGCAGCAGCAACAGCCACCAGCCAAGGAGCGGAUUGCGCGCUGCUUGCGUAACUUGUUUUCGUUCUUGCAGGUUGUCGAUUGCGUUCGGGGAAAGUUUGUAUUGAAUUUACAAGAAUAUGUUAACCCUUGCCCUUUUGGUUUUUAUGAUGAACUUGUUGAUGACAUGGUUUUCAGGACAUGAUCCGCGGGCGCCAGGAUUCAUUUUAUGACUGUUUUUAUUCUGAUACUUGAUGUCUGUUUUUGUACAAAUGUCCGCUGUCAGCAGGGCUAUAAGCUCACUGACAGGAGUGCGAUGAUUUUUGUUUGUGUUGCCGAGCGUGUGGUGGACGAGCUAGAGGUUCCGCAGGCCUGGCUACAAUGAGUGUGGUGAUGAGAGGGGAUGCUUAGCAGGUUCCUUUUGAUACAUAAUGACACAUUGGGUGAAUGUGUCAAAAGGGGGAGUGGUAAAAUAGAAAUGGGUGAGUAUGUGGUAAGAUAGAAUUGGGUGAGUAGGUUGUAAAAUACAAAUGGGUGAGUAGGUUUCAAUUUGUAAUUUUGAUAUCCAAAGUGUUUUUUCCAAAUCCACUUGUUUUUAAGCUUUAACAGGACAUGCCAGAAUUCAACUAGCAGUGAUGGAAGGAGCAGAGGAAGACCAGUGACAACUGGUUGUGGUGUGGUGACAACAAAUUAUAGCAUCACUUGCCAAAGGAUGCAUAGGGUAUCUGUGCCCUCGUGUCUUUGAUAAUGCCUGUAGUGGUUGUCCCCAUUGAAACACAGAAUCUCAAUUGGAACAUGGAGUCCCCACUGGCGGGGCUCCUGAAGUGAGCCAAAAGAGACGUUCUGCCCCCAUGGUUGAGCGACAACGAUCCAACAUAUAUUGACGCCAUAGGUGUGCCAGAUAAGUAUGAACUCGUUAAUCAAGUGUCCUCGGGAUUCAAAAGCAUUUUCCUAUGGAUCACCCCCAAUAAAAAUGUAUCAUUUACAGCGGUCCAUGAACAAUUGGCAUUGAUGUCGUUCCAAAAUAGAAUUGCGUUGGACAUGCUAUUGGCUAAGGAACAUGGUGUGUGCGGAAUGUUUGGUGAUGCAUGUUGUACUUUCAUCCCCAACAACACAGCGCCAGGGGGCCGACUGACCCAGGCGGGAAGAAAGGACCGACAGCAUGCUGGUCGCUGCUUGCUAGAGUAACGGGUGAUGACCUCAUAAAUGAGGUCAUGAGAGGGAAUAAAGGGAAAUGUACUUUCGGCAGUUUGCAAACACAUUUGAUUAAGGCUCCGUUAGACACAUAUAACCAUAUCAAUAUAAUUUCUAGUAGUAGUGUGGUUGCUUAAUAAGUGGAAAGGAAUGUGCAGGCUACAUGAAUUUGUUUUCUUCAAAGUAUUGUGGAACAGGAGGUCCAGAAAGGGAGCAUAUCUCAAGGCCGAUGGGAACGCGAAAAACAACUCGUCUUUGUGGUCCAGACACCUGUGCUGAGCAGGGGAAAACCCAAACGAGGAGGAGAUGACCACAGACCAUCGACCAAUCACCACACAAUCUUUUGCAUGUUUGAAUAUUCAUAUUGUGUUUCUUUAAAACUGGGCAACCCGGAAGAAUGUGUCGUCUUUCUGGUCACGAAGGCACACGAGUUUUUGUGUUAAGGACCCAAGACCCAGGCGCCUGUAUUAGCUUGCUUUGUCAAGAUUAAACAAUUGGUAAAUUCGGUCUGAUUGAUCUACUGGUCUUCUCUUUGACAGAACGAACUCGCAAAAUUGUUAGGUGCGCCAGUGUGUGGAUUAGAACAUAGCAAUUCUUGUGUUAAGUGUUGAUCACAAUUUGGAGUCAGAUCAAUAGCUAAAAUCCGUAUCCUAACAGUAUUCAUAUCCACGUAAUUUGUUCGUGUUCUGUAAGGAGAGUGUAAAACAUCAACUUCCUUCAGAAAUUUUACUUUGCAAGUGAAAACCGGAAACACUUGUGCUUGCACUUGACGUGGCGCUGCGUCAGCUUUCGAGUCACCGCGGGACCCUUCUCUUCUUCUCUGCGAUGCAGAACCUCAGCCGGCGACCCGCACCGGUCCAGACUCACGAAGAAACCUGGGGGGUGGCUUCGGUUCUGCUCUGUUGACCAAGGUCGGGGUCGCAGCCGCCAUGCCGCGUGGAGCUAGCCGCUAGCAGCGAAGCUAUGAGUGGCGACGGCGGAGGCGCCAUCAGCCGCCGGAUCAAAAAUCUACUCAGAUCUCCGUCAAUCAAACUUCGGGGGCGGGGACGAGUCUCACGUCAUCAGUUGGGCGACAAGGUGACCUUGGAAAAGGUCCUGGGCAUCACGGCGCCCGGGAACCGAGCACUGUCAUGUGACCCGAAAAGUGGACUCUUGGCGUAUCCCGCCGGGUGCGUUGUGGUCCUGCUCCAUCCUCGCAAGAACAAACAACGGCACAUCUUCAACGUAUCGAGGAAGACCAUCACCACGUUGGCCUUCUCACCUGACGGCAAGCAUGUGGUCACCGGCGAGAGCGGCCACAUGCCGGCGGUGCGCGUAUGGGAGGUGUCGAACGGCGUGCAGGUGGCAUCCCUCCAGGAACACAAGUACGGUGUAGCCUGCGUGGCCUUCUCGCCCAACAUGAAGUACAUCGUCAGUGUGGGCUACCAACACGACAUGAUGGUGCACGUGUGGAACUGGAAAAAAGGCGUGGUGGUGGCAGCCAACAAGGUGUCGAGCAAGGUGGCGGCCGUGUCCUUCUCGCACAGCUCAUCCUACUUUGUGACGGCGGGCAAUCGACACGUCAAGUUCUGGUACCUGGACCACGGCAGGACCUCUAAGGUGAGCGCCGCCGUGCCGCUGCUGGGCCGUUCGGCACUGCUGGGAGACCUAAAGAACAACUUCUUCUGCGACGUGGCAUGCGGCCAAGGCCAGCGGGCGUCCUCCACAUUCUGCAUCAGCACCUCGGGCCUCCUGGUGCAGCUGGACCAGCGCCGCAUGCUCCACAAGUGGGUGGAGCUACGCGCAUCUCAAGCCACGUGUUUGUGCGUGACGGACGAGCUGAUCUUUUGCGGCUGCUCGGACGGUGCAGUCCGCGCUUUCAGCCCUCACACAUUGCACUUUCUCUGCACGCUGCCACGCCCGCACUUCCUGGGCGCCGACAUCGCCACCAUGACUGAUGCCAGUUCUCUGUUCUGCCUUCGUCCCGAUGCCCAAUACCCGGACACGGUAGCCCUGACCUACGACUCAAGCAGCGGUUGGCUGUCCUGCGUGUACAGUGAUCACAGCGUGUACGUGUGGGACGUGGGCGACCUCCGAGACCCGCGCCGGGUGGGCAAGCUCUACUCGGCACUCUACCACGCCUCCUGCGUGUGGAGCCUCGAGGUGUUUCCCGAAGAUGGUGGUGAUAUGGAAAACAUGGCGCUCCCACCAGGAUGCUUCCUGUCGUGCUCGUCGGAUAACACCAUACGUGUGUGGAACUUAGACACUCGCCGCUUCCCCAACAACAUCCUCAGCCGUGAUCUUCACAAGGUCCUUUACUUGGAGGACAACCCGUCCAGCCUCCUGGACCCAGACAGCGUCUCGCUCGCCACCAUCAGCGAGAAGGGGCAAAGCAUUUCCGAUGUGCCGCCCGGCGACCAGAGCCGUGCGGGCAUUCGGUCGCUGAGGGUCAGCCCCGACGGGCGGCACCUGGCUUCGGGGGACCGCGUGGGUGUCCUCAGGGUGCAUGAUGUGCGCACCAUGGAGGAGAUCGUCAAUGUUCAAGCUCAUGACGGCGAAAUCCUGUCCCUCGACUUCUCCCAACGCGACACGGGUGUCCAGUUUCUGGCCACGGCCAGUCGGGAUCGCCUGAUUCAUGUGUUGGACGCGGCAUCCGACUACCGUCUGGUCCAGACUCUGGAUGAGCACUCGUCGUCCAUCACCGCCGUCCGCUUUGCAGCUAAUGAGGGCAAAGUGCGGCUGAUCAGCUGUGGCGCCGACAAGAGUGUCUACUUCCGCACAGGCCAGCAGACGGACGGUGACGUGGAGUUCACGCGAACCCAUCACGUGGUAAGAAAGAGCACACUGUACGACAUGGACGUGGAGCCCACCAGAAAAUAUGCCGCUAUUGGCUGCCAGGAUCGCAGCAUCAGGAUCUUCAACAUCAGCAACAGCAAGCAGAAGAAAAUCUACAAAGGAUCUCGGGGAGAAGAUGGAACGCUCAUCAAGGUGCAGAUUGACCCGUCAGGGCUCUACAUCGCCGCUUCCUGUUCGGACAAGAGCAUCAACAUUUUUGACUUCUACUCUGGCGAAUGCGUGGCCACUAUGUUUGGACACUCGGAGGUUGUCACUGGCCUGAAGUUCAGCAGCGACUGCACACGCCUGAUCAGCGUAUCGGGUGACAGCUGUAUCUUUGUGUGGCGUCUCAGUCUCGGGAUGACCCUUCGCAUGCGUCAGCGUCUGGAUGACCUGAGGCUUCCCGGCCAGGGCCCCCCCUCCUCCCACCAGGCACCUCAGCAGCGGCCGGGGAAGGCCGGGGAGGCGAGGCCUCCUGGCGUGGUCGCCAUGUCAUCGGACAGUGACAAGGAAGAGGAGGAGGAGGAACCGACUGAGGUGACACGUGACAACGGCAAGACGGUUUUUCAGGCUCCGCCGGACGGCCGACUGCCUCGCCGCCGCUGGGCAAGGAAUUUGUGCCAUGCUAAUGCUAGUCGUGUUGCCAUGGUGACAUCCAUGUUGGACCUGAGACAGCUGGACUUGUACUGUUCCAACGGCGGCUUGGCGGCACGCCCACUUGACGACAUCCCCUCGGAGGCGGGGCUUCACAGAGACAGUCAACAGCUGAGAAGUCGGCUGAGUCUCCAGGUGGAGCACACAGAGGCGUUGGCCAAUCCAAAGGCAGACUUCACCUUGGUGUCCGAUUCGAAUGUAGAGAGGGAGCAGCCGGUGCUCUUUCCUGACCAAUGGGAGGAUAGAGUGAGCCUGAGCGGCGACUUUGAGGUGAAGGGCGCCAAUCCGGCAAGCGCACAAGAGGAGAAACCCAGUCCGGACAGCGGUUGCUCGCUCAGAUUCUCUAGAACCUCCAGUCCUGUCGCGGCAGUGGCCAAAAACAGUGAGCCUUCGGAGCAGACAGAUCGUCUUAGCGACGACGCCGACUCACUGGACGAGGAUGACGACGCCGGUUCGGUCCCGCAGACUCCGGACCAGGAGACCUUCCUCAAGAAACACUUUACCACGCUGGUCGACAUCGCAGAGGGACCCAGCAGUACCGCGCACAGCUCCAAUGAGAGUCUCAGCAUGUCAUUCAGGUUGCUCAACCAGAACUUUCCUGCCAGCCGAACCAUCCCGAAGUCAGACGAUAUGGAGACCAAGUCCUACCCGGCGGCGCCUGAGGUUGGGACCCAGGACCUGAGCGUGACAUGGACUCCCAACCAACCGGGAGAUCGUCACCCACAAGAAGUGAAGCGGAACCUCGAGGCCACCACAGGGAGCAAGGAGUUGGACCUUGAGAAGACAGCGAGUCCUCCAGAUGGCAUGACCCUUCAACGUCCCACCUCUCUCCCCUCAGCCCCCCGGCGCACUUCGGCUGCGGUUCAUCCUCCUCAGAACCUCGCUUCCACCAGCCCCAGGUCGUCUCCUCAGCAGGCGACGGGUGCCAUGACGCUUCCGAGAAAGUGCCCCGCUCCGUCAGUGUGCGCGCCGCGCUCUUACAUGAACCCCACCGCCAGCUCCACCGCCAAAAUGUCCCGCUCGGCCUCGCUGGGUGACGCCCUCAACCAAGUGGGGCUGAUGGCGGGGGCGGCGUCCGAGGCUUGCCAAACACCCGCCAUGGCCGUUCCUUCCCUUUCUUCUUUACCAAGUUGCCAAGGUAACCAGGCUGUCCCGCUCCCCCGGCUCCUGCUGCCUGACAAACCUUCCAUCACAAGCAUCAGGACCACCCCCCCACCUGGGCCCCCAACCGGACCCCCAACUAUGCCUGGGGACGACGCAGACUUGCCUGCCAGCGUUGAGUCCUGCCAAGCGUUGACCGAUCAGAUGCUUAGCUACUUCAAGCGAGCCACCCACCUCUACAGGAAGGUGAGCGGCACUUGUGCGGAAGACGAAGACCCUGAGCACAUUCAAAUGGCCAGUGUCCUGUCUGAAGCCCUCUGGUCCAUGAGGGUGGAGCUUCAGUCCCUGCUGUUGGCACCGGGCAGGAGCGCCCUCGCGGGGACGGCAGACCAGGAAAGGACAGUGGCUCUCCUGGAGGAGUACUCCAUGCUGCUUCUGCAAGCCGUUCACAGGAAGCUUGGACCCCUCACACCCCCCUAACCUCCCCCCCAGGUCCCUACUCCAUCACCCCCACCCCCUCCUUUCUCAUUGUUUUAAACGUUACUUCUUUUUUACGGGUGAGACUUCUUGUUGAUUGUUUAGAGACGACUGCACUUUGAACAAAACUGUUAACAAUCACUCUCUGUUCUCUGUAACGGUUGAAACAAAAUGGAUGAUUGACAGCUGAUCUCAGAACACGGUACACAGGUCACAUGACUUAUUCAGAUAUUUAAAAUGUUCUUAAAUAAAUGUUUGCAACAAA